This is a messenger RNA of Cyprinodon variegatus (sheepshead minnow), 912 nucleotides long. RefSeq names its product cholecystokinin (gene cck). Gene Ontology annotation, cellular component: extracellular region; axon. The transcript is spliced from 4 exons. Bases 80 to 493 code for a protein of 137 amino acids. Gene Ontology annotation, biological process: digestion. The record is from RefSeq and is a predicted model, not a curated record. Gene Ontology annotation, molecular function: neuropeptide hormone activity. Lineage: Eukaryota; Metazoa; Chordata; Actinopteri; Cyprinodontiformes; Cyprinodontidae.
GGCAUCCUUCCCACUCAUCAGAGAAGUGUUCGUUUCAUUCUUGCACACUUCUUUAAUACGACAAACCUGUUUUAUCAAGAUGUCUGCAGGAUUAUGUGUGUGUGCCCUCCUGGCAGUCCUGUGUUCAAGCUGCUUGGGGCUCCCGUUCUCCCCUCAACCCCAAGAAGAGGAGCAGCGCUACUUCUCAGUUCCCUCUGCAGGUCUCCUCGAUGCUGACAGCCCAACCUUAGCAGACACUCACCUCCGACUCAGCCGCUCGAGCCCCCAGCUGAAAUCUCUUUCUCAGGCUGAGGAGGAUGCAGACUCUCGUGCAAACCUUAGUGAGCUGCUUGCAAGGCUUAUCUCAACGAGGAAAGGUUCUGUGCGUAGAAACUCCAUGGCCCAGAAAAAAGGCGGCAGUUUGGGCACCAAGCAUCGGAUAGCAGACAGGGACUAUGUUGGGUGGAUGGAUUUUGGCCGGCGCAGCGCAGAAGAGUUUGAGUACUCCUCAUAAAGAAAACAGCUUCUCCUUGAUGGGAAAUGAAAAGAAAAUCAAGCCAAGCUGGCUCCCCAUUGUCACCCAAUAAGAGCCUAUUUAUGACGUAUUUGUUGUACAUUUGUUUGUAAAACUGUAAUAAUGCAAUAUUCAUACUGUAUGCCAAAUUUUAUGCAGAAUAGCUCUUUCUCUUUGUUUCUUUAUUUUUCCUGGUUUCUUUACCCUUUAGAGGUGAACAUUUUUGAGUCUGUUGAGACUAAAUGGGCUGAAUAAAGAUUAUAAAUACCCGUUUGUAGAGAAAUUCUUCAGAAAAGUAAUACAUACAGUUCUAACUUUUAUUGAUUUUAUUCAAUCAAACUAAUAGUCAUAAUGACCAUAUGUUUGCAUAGAUUUUUUUUUAUACAAGCACAUCUGUUGCCAAGAAAUGCAUCUGAUAA